Molecule: messenger RNA, 1479 nt
Organism: Exophiala spinifera
Lineage: Eukaryota; Fungi; Ascomycota; Eurotiomycetes; Chaetothyriales; Herpotrichiellaceae
Exons: 3
Coding region: 1-1479 (492 amino acids)
Biological process (GO): regulation of DNA-templated transcription
Molecular function (GO): DNA-binding transcription factor activity, RNA polymerase II-specific; zinc ion binding
Source: RefSeq, a predicted model, not a curated record
AUGGCUGUAACGCGGAGAAGUCGCACUGGUUGCAUCACUUGCAAGACUCGUCGUAUCAAGUGUGACGAGCAGAAACCCUCAUGCCGACGCUGUAUCUCCUCCAAACUAAUAUGUGAAGGAUACUUUGUGGGACCCAGAUCUAUUUCCGCCCCCUCUCAGCUUCUGAAUGACGAGGAACGGCGGGCUUUCCUUUUCUUUCAGACCAGAACUGUUCACCGAAUUUUCGGCCAACGUGACGCGAAAGACUGGAUCUCUAUUCUUCUCCAACUAAGUCAUGCUAAGCCACCUGUUAAGCAUGUGAUUGUUGCACUUGCCUCUGUGCAUGAAAGUCUGGAACCUGUCAACGACUUUAUCUUGAUACGAAAGCGUCCUGGGCCAGCUGAAAAUAUAGCUUACAUGGCGGCUCUGAAACACUACAACAUUAUGAUUCAUUUCCUCCGAACCGAGCCAUUAAAUACGUCUUCCCAGCCUGACACAAUACUAGUGUUGUGUAUCUUGGCCGUGUGUUUCGAACAGUUUCGAGGUAACGACGCAACAUGUCUUCUCCAUCUGACCGCAGGCAUUCAGCUCCUUUCUUCGUGGAGGACGCGCACGGACAACUACAACAAACUUCAAAAUUUCUCUCGACCGACAGCAGACUUAAUUAACCAACAACUUGCACCCAUUCUUCAACGAUUACGUGUGCAAUUUGCUUUGUGUAUGGACCUUCGCCACGCCUGGAGAAAUACAGGUAGCCCUCCUUACUUACCCCGGCCAAGUAUACCUUCUUCCUACGAAGAUCUUGACAAAGCACGUUCAGAUUUUGAUCGACUCAUGAACUAUACCUUUACCACCAUGGAACGCUGCCUCGAAGAAGGGCGCACAAUACCUAAAGACCAUCUCACAGCCACGCUGAUACAUUGGAGACAAGCAAUGAACCCAUCAAGAGCCACCGGAAGAAGCUCAUCCAUUCAAACGUGUACGUAUAAGUUGUUGAUGCUGUACUUUCACUUGUCCUUGAUCAUAAUCGGCACAUAUGGGACCUCCUUCGAGACCGAUUUUGAUGAGCAUGGAGAUGCAUUUGAGCUCAUCGCCAACCUGGCUCACGAACUACUGCAAUACUGGAGGACAGAGCCACAUCAGUAUAGCUCAUUAUUCAGUUUCGAUCUUGGUAUAACACCACCGAUGUUCUUCGUUGCAUCUCGUUGCCGUAACUCCAAGAUUCGUCGCAAGGCUCUUGGAGUUAUGCUUCUCUCUCCAUUCUAUCAUGGCACAUGGUCAGAUCGAUAUACCGGUCUUUGUGCUCAACGGAUCAUCGAGAUCGAGGAGGAAAGUCAGCAACCUUCUGGAGACAAUAUGUAUAUUCCUGAACAUCAGCGUAUACGAAAAGUAUCUGCGGAUCUAGAGAAGGACAACGCGCAGAUUGUCAUGCAAUAUAUCAGAGCUCCUUUCCAUCAAACAUCGGAGGUUUACAACACGUUCAUUCCGGUGGAAGAAUGA